This is a messenger RNA of Maniola jurtina (meadow brown), 2286 nucleotides long. RefSeq names its product sodium-dependent dopamine transporter (gene DAT). The record is from RefSeq and is a predicted model, not a curated record. The transcript is spliced from 12 exons. Lineage: Eukaryota; Metazoa; Arthropoda; Insecta; Lepidoptera; Nymphalidae. Bases 114 to 1973 code for a protein of 619 amino acids. Gene Ontology annotation, cellular component: neuron projection; presynaptic membrane; neuronal cell body membrane. Gene Ontology annotation, biological process: sodium ion transmembrane transport; dopamine uptake involved in synaptic transmission. Gene Ontology annotation, molecular function: dopamine:sodium symporter activity.
GAGGGUUGUGAAGAUUCCUCUCACUUGGCUGCGGUCGCCGCGGCGCGCGGACAUGGCGCGAGUCUUGCGCCCACCUAGCCGCACUUUGUGGCGGCAACCGGACAAGUACUAGGAUGUCGCUGAAGACCCCGACGCCGGGCGUCGGCGAGCGCGAGACAUGGGGGAAGAAGGUGGACUUCCUGCUCUCCGUCAUCGGCUUUGCCGUCGACCUGGCUAACGUGUGGCGCUUCCCCUAUCUGUGCUACAAAAAUGGAGGGGGCGCCUUCCUGGUACCAUACUGCAUCAUGUUGGUGGUGGGCGGAAUCCCGCUCUUCUACAUGGAGCUGGCGCUGGGGCAGUUCCAUCGCAAGGGCGCCAUCACUUGCUGGGGCAGGAUCGUGCCUUUGCUUAAAGGUAUCGGUUACGCGGUGGUUUUGAUAGCUUUUUAUGUGGACUUCUAUUACAACGUCAUAAUCGCGUGGGCUCUCCGGUUCUUCUUCGCUUCUUUCACCACCAUGCUACCUUGGACGAACUGUAACAAUGACUGGAAUACGGAAUCGUGCCAACCGUUCGAAGCGAACUGGACAUCGGUAAACGCGAACAAAUCAACACGCCACAACUCCUCCGCGUCCAACACCCCCGCACAAACCACACAAUUCACAUCUGCCGCUUCUGAAUACUUUAACCGCGCAAUUCUAGAACUUCACAGGAGCGAAGGGCUACACGAUUUGGGCUCCAUCAAAUGGGACAUGGCACUAUGUCUAUUUAUGGUCUAUGUCAUCUGUUAUUUUUCGCUGUGGAAGGGCAUUAGCACAUCUGGCAAAGUCGUUUGGUUCACAGCUCUGUUCCCUUACGCAGUUCUGCUGAUACUUUUGGUGCGAGGGAUCACUUUACCAGGCUCUGCGACUGGCAUUGCUUACUAUUUGAGUCCUAAUUUUGAAGCUAUAACUCAACCGCAGGUAUGGGUCGAUGCAGCAACGCAAGUCUUUUUUUCGUUGGGUCCAGGAUUUGGUGUUCUUUUGGCUUAUGCUUCGUAUAAUAAAUACCACAACAACGUUUACAAAGAUGCACUUCUAACCAGCGUCAUAAACUCCUGCACGUCCUUCAUAGCUGGUUUCGUCAUCUUCAGUGUCCUCGGCUACAUGGCCCACGCGUCCGGCAGAGACGUUCAAGACGUGGCCACGGAAGGCCCAGGGCUGGUGUUCAUAGUGUACCCGGCUGCGAUCGCUACCAUGCCGGGAUCCACCUUCUGGGCGUUGAUAUUCUUUAUGAUGUUAUUGACCUUGGGCUUGGAUAGUUCUUUUGGCGGGUCAGAGGCAAUAAUAACGGCACUGAGCGACGAAUACCCCCCGAUCGGUCGCCAUAGAGAAGUGUUUGUGGCGUGUCUAUUCACUCUGUACUUCAUAGUUGGAUUGACUUCAUGUACUACUGGCGGGUUUUACUUCUUCCAACUUCUGGAUCGAUACGCGGCUGGUUACUCUAUGUUGGUUGCUGUAUUUUUCGAAGCUAUUGCGGUUUCUUGGAUCUAUGGUACUGAAAGAUUCUGCGAAGACAUUAAGGACAUGAUCGGUUUCCGACCUGGUCUAUACUGGAGGAUUUGCUGGCGUUUCGUGGCUCCUGCAUUCCUCCUCUUCAUCACUGCAUACGGUCUACUGGAUUAUGAGCCGCUGCAGUAUGAGGGCUACGUGUACCCGGUCUGGGCCAACGCUUUGGGCUGGACGAUUGCUGGAUCUAGCGUAAUUUGUAUUCCAACGGUUGCCAUUUACAAGAUUCUCACUACCAAAGGAACUUUCUUUGAGCGUCUCCGUAUCCUAACAACACCUUAUGCUGACACAGAACACAGUUCAGUCCACAAUGGAAUGGUUGUAUCAGAGAGUGGUGGUGUAAGGUUGACUUCCGCUGUGACGACGCCUAGUACCCCGCCCGCAAAAAUCGCACCAACCGCACCCUCCGCACCAACCACACCACCGUACGGACAACCCGCGCUUGUGUGAGCGACGCUCUCUUUUGACGUCUACUAUGUAUAGACAUGCACAGGACAAUCGUUCAAAUAUUCUAUCAACGGUAGACAAAUAAAUUAUGAUAGGGUUUCCCAGCGUCUUCAGAAGCAUCUAUGGUUUAUGGUGUAUGGAUAGUAAAUUUGAGGGCGAAAUUAAAUUGAUUACCUUAGACCUCGGAUUACAUAAAUAAGUAGUAGUUCUGCGUUUUUGGAUCCUAAAAACAUCUUGCAUAGUUUGAACCUCUUUAUAGAGAGAACUCGUCAAAGUGUUACCGAUAAUCCUAAUCAAACUUUUACUUACAUUUUAG